AUGGACGAGCUGAUGGCCCAGCUCGACUCCAAGGACGAGACGAUCCAGAAGGAGUCUGCAAACGUGCUCAACGACAUCAACGUCAACCAGGCCGCGCAGUCUCCGCCUCCCGCCCAGCAGAAGAAGGACCCCAAGAGUCGCUACCAGGCUCGCCAGGCCCGAAAGGCCGCGGCGCUGGUCGAGCAGUACAGCGGGGACAACGCCGAGAACGAUGCCCGGAUAGAGCAGGAAACCAAGGAAGAAGAGGCGUCCAUCAAGAAAGUCUGCGACGAGCUCAACCUCGAGAUGCACGAGGCACACGGCCACUGCCUCUUCUCCGCCGUCGCCGACCAGCUCUCCAUCCUCGGCAUCCUGCCCUCCUCCCAGGCAUCCUACGCCACCACUCGCGCCGCCGCCGCCGACUACAUCGCCGCCCACCCCGACGACUUCGUCCCCUUCCUCCCCUCCGCAGGCGGCGAGGAUGCCCCAGGGGCGGGCGACGCAGGCUUCAUGACGCCCGCGCAGUUUCAGCGGUAUUGCCACGACAUUCGCAGCACCGGCGCCUGGGGAGGCGAGCCAGAGAUCCUUGCCCUAGCGCGGGUGUACAAUGUGCCCAUACAUGUCGUUCAGAGCGGCACGCCGCCCAUCGUCGUGCAUGAUCCAGCCGGUACACCCGGGGAUCCGUUCGAUAAACAUGUCAAGGCCGUUAGGAUCAGUUACCACCGCAGGAUGUACGGUCUCGGCGAGCACUAUAACUCCUUACGUCCCAAGAGCAGCAUAUCCUCCAAACUGUCCGACGCAGUCGACAACAUCCUGAACCGUUGACUUCUUAACUCCGAUUUUGGGCGGAAUGGCAUAUACGAUAACAUAGUAAUCCGCAUAUAAUGUAUCCAAGACAUCAAAGCAAUAUAUAUCUGUAACCAAUAUCAUUACACUAUCUGUUACUCAAAACUACGGUCAGAACAGCAAAUC
Gloeophyllum trabeum ATCC 11539 is the source of this 951-nucleotide messenger RNA. RefSeq names its product OTU-domain-containing protein. Gene Ontology annotation, biological process: protein deubiquitination. Lineage: Eukaryota; Fungi; Basidiomycota; Agaricomycetes; Gloeophyllales; Gloeophyllaceae. Bases 1 to 804 code for a protein of 267 amino acids. The record is from RefSeq and is a predicted model, not a curated record. Gene Ontology annotation, molecular function: cysteine-type deubiquitinase activity. The transcript is spliced from 4 exons.